Messenger RNA from Antechinus flavipes (yellow-footed antechinus), 4585 nucleotides. RefSeq names its product xylulokinase (gene XYLB). Gene Ontology annotation, biological process: xylulose metabolic process; D-xylose metabolic process. Gene Ontology annotation, cellular component: cytosol. Lineage: Eukaryota; Metazoa; Chordata; Mammalia; Dasyuromorphia; Dasyuridae. Gene Ontology annotation, molecular function: D-xylulokinase activity. The transcript has 19 exons. Bases 834 to 2432 code for a protein of 532 amino acids. The record is from RefSeq and is a predicted model, not a curated record.
UGUGUGUGUGUGUGUGUGUACCUGGAAAGGCCCCAGGCCAAUGCUACCAUUUGAACUAGCUCCUGAAGGAAGAAUAGGGUGGCUGCCCAUCACUGCAAAUUCAGUGCAACCUCAGAGCUCCAAAUUCCUCAAUUCACAAAGACAAAUGCAAAGAUCUAAAGAGAGGAAAGUUAAUGAAAUUUACAACUGGAUUCUUGGAUUCUUUCCAGGAAAGCAGGUUUAUGGAGUGGUCAACAAAAUGGUACAGGGUCCUAAAAAAAAGAAACGCGGAAGUGGAGGAAAAAAAGAAAAAGGACUGAGUGGACCACGGUAGAGAAGAAACACUUUGGAGAAUUCACACAGCAUUUCCUUUUGCUAGUGGGUGUGGCCGAAUAUUCUCCCCCGAUCCCCAAAGCUGGUGAUGAGUGAAUUGUCAACAUCGCAGCACAAGCUCUUACCCCCGAGACGGGCCAAGGGGCGGGUCUGAGCGCUCGAUUGGCAGCAGCAGGGAGGAAGAAGACAGCACCGGACAGGAUAGGGUAGAGAGGGGCCGGGCUUGGCUGGGCCCUCCCGGAGGCAAGCACAGGGACCAAGGACACUCUGCUUUAGAUCUACGUGUAGGUCUGGUUCGUACCCUCCAGUGGAGAGGCUCAUCCGCUGUCAUACGCCUGGACUUGGGACACACACACACAGACACACACACAGAAGCACACCCGCACGCACGCAGUGACACACAACGUGAGCGCGCGCGUACACUGACACCCACAUUCACACGCUCACAUUCAAAGGUGGCGUCAGCCACAUCAAGGACGCCCGCCAGCUCGCAGCGCGUCGUGCUCCCCGCCUCCAUUGCCAUGGCAGAGGGUGCCUACCUAGGAUGGGACUUCAGCACCCAGCAGGUGAAGGUCAUUGCUGUUGAUGAAAAACUGAAUGUCACCUAUGAGGAGAGCAUUAAUUUUGACAAAGAGCUUCCAGAAUUUGGGACCCAGGGCGGAGUACAUGUUCAUAGUGACAAGCUCACAGUGACUUCUCCUGUUUUAAUGUGGAUCAAGGCCUUGGAUAUAAUCUUGGAGAAGAUGAAGUCUUCUGGUUUCAACUUUUCUCGAGUCAGAGCUUUGUCUGGGGCUGGCCAGCAACAUGGAAGUGUAUAUUGGAAAAGAGGGGCCUGCCAAACUUUGAGGAAUUUAUCACCUGAUCUUCCUUUACACCAGCAAUUAAAGUCCUCUUUCUCACUCUCUGACUGCCCCAUCUGGAUGGACUCCAGCACCACAGUGCAAUGCCGCAACUUGGAGAAAGCAGUUAAAGGGGCCCAGAAUCUCAGUGAAAUCACAGGGUCCCGUGCCUAUGAGCGUUUUACAGGAAACCAGAUAGCAAAGAUUUUCAAGGAGAACCCUGUUGCCUACUCACAAACUGAGAGAAUUGCUUUGGUCAGUAGUUUUGCAGCUUCCCUUUUCCUUGGAUCCUAUACACCCAUCGAUUAUAGUGAUGGUUCUGGGAUGAAUUUAUUGCACAUACGUAAAAAAUCCUGGUCCCAGCCCUGCCUUGAUGCAUGCGCACUUGAGUUACGGGAGAAACUUGGACCAGCAGUACCUUCAAAUUCAAUACUGGGGCCUAUUUCUUCCUAUCUCGUUCAGCGUUAUGGGUUCAACUCCGAAUGUAAAGUAAUAGCCUUCACUGGAGAUAAUCCAGCAUCUUUAGCUGGAAUGAGACUGGAAGAAGGUGAUAUUGCAGUCAGCCUUGGCACCAGUGAUACAUUGUUUCUCUGGAUCAAGGAGCCAACCCCCGCUUUAGAAGGCCACAUCUUCUGCAACCCUGUUAAUUCUCAAGAGUACAUGGCCCUUUUGUGCUUUAAGAAUGGGUCUCUCAUGAGAGAGAAGGUCCGAGAUGAGUCUGCUUCAGGCUCAUGGGAGGAAUUCUCCAUAGCUCUACAAUCCACUGAAAUUGGAAAUUGUGGAAAUCUUGGUUUUUAUUUUGAUGUGAUGGAAAUUACUCCAGAGACCACAGGGCGUCACAGGUUUAAUGCAGACAAUCAGAAGGUAGCAAAUUUUCCUAAAAAGAUAGAGAUUCGGGCUUUGAUUGAAGGACAGUUCAUGGCCAAAAGGAUUCAUGCUGAAAAGCUGGGCUAUAGAGUUGUGCCAAGUACCAAGAUUCUGGCUACUGGAGGAGCUUCACAUAAUAAAGACAUUUUACAGGUUUUGUCUGAUGUGUUCAACGCCCCAGUGUACACUAUUGAAACUGCCAAUUCAGCUUGUUUGGGAUGUGCAUAUAGAGCAAUUCAUGGCCUCACAGUAGGGGGAAAUGUUUCCUUUGCUGAUGUUGUGAAAUUAGCCCCGGAGCCCAGAUUAGCCGCUACACCAACUGCUGGAGCAGCUCAGGUCUAUGGGCCACUCCUCAAGAGGUAUGCUGAGUUGGAGGAGCAAAUUGUCCUGCAGUCUCAUGCACCGGCCAAGUGAGAAGUUGGAGCCUGCCUCCGAAUUGUCAUGAAUUUUGAAAAGAUGAAUCAACAUAUUUUGAAAUUUUCUGUGAUUGCUCUGUUUCAUCCUCAGGUUAACCAAGCAUAAUGAAUAGGGGUCCAAUUCAAUAGUCUCCUCCAGGAAGCUCAGCACAAACACACUGGUCUACUUUGAGCCUCCUCUUACCUCCUACAACAAACUUGAUUGGACAUUGCUAUAACCAGUUGUUUCAAUGUUGCGUCUUGUCUCUCCAAAUGGAUUGUAAUCAUUUUAAAGAAAGGGACCACAUUCCUUGUGUAAAAUCACCCUGACCAUGGUCUCACAUUUUUGUGAGAUUUUAAUUAAACUUCCUGCUGAAGUGCAACAUUUCCAAAACAAUGUUCACAAGGAAUUGUAACAUGGUUUCACCUAAACUUUCACCAAAGUGGCUCACAGAGAUAGGUAGAAUGUAUAUAUUACUUGUUUCCCAUGUACUUUCAAACCUGAUCACUCAUUAAUUAUGAUAAUGAAUUGAAACCAAAAAUAAAAAUAAUUAUGCAGCCUUUAAAGUUUGCCUAAAAAUUCAUAUAUUUUAUCUCAUUUGAGCUUCACAAUAAGGGAAGUACUUCAUCAGUAGGUAUUAGUAUGUCCAUUUUAUAGAUGAAGAAACUGAGAAUCAGUUAGCAAGUAUUAGACAGGACUUGAAUCUCGAUCUUCUUCAUUUUAUUAUGGCCAGCAUGCCAUGUUCUAUACAAAAUCUGGGUCACAGAAGUUAUAAGCAAGGGUUAAAUCGCUUAUUGAUACAGGCAAUCAGUGAAGGUUCAAAUAGCAGAUAAUGGGAUGCAGGACCCAAUAAGCAGUGGAUGGGCACAAACCCACCUGAGUGAUGGGCAGCCAGCAGAAAUCUAUGUAGGCAGAUGUUAUAGCAUCUGGAAAGUCCAAGAAGGAGGAAUUAAGAAUCUUGUCUUUGUGAGACAGAGCAGGGUAAGUAGUGCUAGGGGAAAUGGUAAAAGACAGAAAGUUGUCACUAGUGAUUUUAAUGCAUUGAUUGUUUUAUAAUGAAGAGACCACUAGAUUUUGGAGUCAAAAGGCUUCAAUUCAUAGUCCAACUUUGCUGUUUAUUGCCAUGUAACCUUUUUUUUUUUUUUUUUUAAAUAACUUUUUAUUGACAGAACCCAUGCCAGGGUAAUUUUUUUACAACAUUAUCCCUUGCACUCAAUUCUGUUCUGAUUUUUCCCCUCCCUCCCUCCACCCCUCCCCCAGAUAGCAAGCAGUCCUUUACAUGUUAACUAUGUCACAGUAUAUCCUAGAUACAAUAUAUGUGUGCAGAACCGAACAGUUCUCUUGUUGCACAGGGAGAAUUGGAUUCAGAAGGUAGAAAUAACCCGGGAAGAAAAACAAAAAUGCAAGCAGUUUAUAUUCAUUUCUCAGUGUUUUUUCUUUGGGUGUAGCUGCUUCUGUCCAUCCUUGAUCACUUGAAACUGAAUUAGCUCUCUUUAUCGAAGAGAUCCACUUCCAUCAGAAUACAUCCUCAUACAGUAUCUUUGUUGAGGUAUAUAAUGAUCUCCUGGUUCUGCUCAUUUCACUCAGCAUCAGUUCAUGUAAGUCUCGCCAAUCCUCUCUGUAUUCAUCCUGCUGGUCAUUUCUUACAGAACAAUAAUAUUCCAUAACAUUCAUAUACCACAAUUUACCCAAUCAUUCUUCAAUUGAUGGGCAUCCAUUCAUUUUCCAGCUUCUAGCCACUACAAACAGGGCUACCACAAACAUUUUGGCACAUACAGGGCCUUUCCCUUCUUUAAUAUCUCUUUGGGGUAUAAGCCCAAUAGAAACACUGCUGGAUCAAAGGGUAUGCACAGUUUGAUAACUUUUUGAGCAUAGUUCCAAAUUGCUCUCCAGAAUGUAUUGCCAUGUAACCUUGAACAAGGCAUAUUUUCUCAUUAAGUCUAGUUUCCUCAUCUGUAAAAAUAGGUGGAAGAGAUUGGGCCCAAUUAGAGGUGUCAAACCCAAAAGUCCAUCAAAACUCUGCGUGGCCUGUAAAAAUAGGUUGAAGAGAUUGGGCCCAAUUAGAGGUGUCAAACCCAAAAGUCCAUCAAAACUCUGCGUGGCCUGCAAACAGAAUAAGAUGUAAUUGGAAAAUAUUUAACAAAAUAAAUAAAAAUACAAUAUAAAAUUGA